Molecule: messenger RNA, 5382 nt
Organism: Trypanosoma theileri
Lineage: Eukaryota; Euglenozoa; Kinetoplastea; Trypanosomatida; Trypanosomatidae
Exons: 1
Coding region: 1-5382 (1793 amino acids)
Source: RefSeq, a predicted model, not a curated record
AUGCCAACAUUUGCAGGCACUAGAGACCAGCGCAGACGCAAACUUGGCGUCGAUAGCGUUGGUCGUGUUGUAUGGCGAAACUGGGAACCUGGGAAAGAAUAUGUGCGAAAGAUACGAGUGAGAAAUUUAGAUGCUCGAGCUCAGACGAUCACGUACAAGCAACCGCUGCGAAAAUCAACGUUCUUUAUGGAUUACCCUGAUCCAGUUACGUUAAGCAGUGGUAUGAGCUUUGACAUUGAAGUACGCUUUCGGCCAACUGAACUUGUGGAAUUGCAUGAUACUGUUGUUGUUGUGGUGGUAGACCGCGGCAGCUACGCAGUUCAUUUAGAGUGUGAGUUGCCAUUCGCGAAGUUACAACUACCAACACAGCACGAUUUUGGGUACGUUGGAGUUGGAACAACGGCAGCAGAAACACUACAAAUGAAGAACGCCGGAACGAUGGCGGUGGACUUUGUGUGGGAUUUACCGUCGCCGUUUGCCAUUACACCGGCCCGUGGUGUACUGCAGGAGGAUGAGACCGUUGAUUUGAAAGUUACCUUCAGUCCAUCGGAGGCGUGUACGCUGUUGGCUCGGGCGGUGUGUACAUCAAGCAACGGUACUGAAGAAUUAGGGAAUUUGAAACUUUCAGGUAUUGGUAAAUACCCAUUUGUGCGGGCGAUAGAAGGAACUCCCAGUGAUGGCGGCAAUACCGUAUUGCUGGACUUUGGACCUCAACUCUCAUCUACAACGCGUAUUAUGACUUUUACCCUCGAAAAUCCUUCCAUGGUGGAUGCUGCCUUUUCACUAGAGGUGGCAGACACGGCGAUGACAUGCCCUUUUACUGUAAAACCCACUACAGGUGUAAUUGCACGAGGUACACAACAGACAUUUAAAGUUCUCUUCGCCCCAAGAGUAUCUGGUAUGGUACACGUGAAUGAAUUACGGGUGGUGAUAGCUGCAGGAAAUACAGUUUUUGUACAACUUCGAGGUGUAGGUGCAGCUCCUAAUGUACGUCUUUCCACCCGCAUGAUUGACUUUGGUGAUGUGAAACUUGACGAAGAGAGUUCUUUUGGAGUAGUAAAAACAGUGAUGGUAGGAGGAGAAAGAGAAGGAGGAGAGAUGGGAGGAAGAUCAACAGGUUUAGUAUCAUCAAAGGUACGACAACGUUUCUUUGCUAUUAAGAACAAUUCAGAAAUUGCUGUGAAAUUCUGUUUUAUAGCAAUAGCACCUGGAGCCGCUUUUGUGGUGGAACCAGUAUCAGGAGAGUUACCUGCAAAGGGUAGUGUACGGGUGAAGGUAGAGUUCUGUCCAACACAUUCAAUAAAUUAUCUUCGUCGAUUAUUGAUCUAUGUAGAGCAUGCAGAAGGUCUUUUGUAUGUAGAUGUCUUUGGUUCUGCCUAUGACAGUAUUAUACGACCUAUGCCAUUUGGAAUUAAAGAAGUGGAAUCAUUUUUUAAACGUCAGGAGUGUGGAUUGGGAAGUGUGGAACCAGAUGAUUUGGUUGCUAUAAACAAUGCAUUGCAGAGUGGACGCACAUAUGAUGAAGUGUCCAAUUUAAUACUAUCUAUGCAUCCAGAACUGGAUUAUGAUAUGGAUAGUAAUAAUACUAGGAGUACAAUUACUAUGGGACGUAAAAAACAGUUGGACCUUUCCUAUAUAACACCAGGAAUAUCAAAAAAUACACCUUUUUACCUAAAUACGGGGAUAUUACUCUUUUUUGCAAAUAAUAAUUAUGACUCUCAACAGGUCAUUGUAUAUAAUAAAACUAAAACUCCUGCAACUGCGUACUGGUGUUAUCCACAUAACUCUGCAUUUCGUAUUUCACCUACAGAGGGAGAUGUUCCACCGUGUUCCUUCUGUAAGUUUACUCUCUCUCCAACUUCGGCCAUGUUAGGUCCUGUCGCUGAGGAAUAUCUUGAAUGUUAUGUGAAUUACAAGCAAAUGCGUUCUUUCCGUCUGGUUGAAGAAGGUGGUUUUACACCACCCUGCUUUUUUCCUUUACAUUGUCAGUGGGGGGUUUCCACUGGAGUAGUAGAAGAAGGAACACUGUUAUCAAAUAUCAAAGUACCUGGAUCUCUGAUAUUUCCCGCAUGUCGAACUGGUGAACUCGCACACACUAUUCUUGAUUUGGAAAACCGAGGUAAUGUGGCGGUGAUGUUCACAGUUACCAUUCACACAGAUAGUAUUGAACCAAAAGAUAAUAAUGUAAAGGAUGCAACGAAUGGACAUCUUCUCACCUGUAGCCCCACCAGUGGUCUCUUACUACCACAUCAGGAUUAUCAUAUCGUAUUAUCAUUUCAGCCCACAUUUGCUAUGAGAUUUCGCGGUAAGGCCAUAGUGACUUUUAACCAUAGCGAGAGGGAUGAGGUGAGAGUGGCUUUACAAGCUGAGAGUUUUUCACCAGAACUUGUGAUUGAAGAUAGAUCUAUGAUUGUCUUGCAGCCUACAUGUGUUACAGGAGAGUCCCAUCGUCGUUUGAAGGUUUCUAAUCCAACUUGCAUUCCAAUUAUGUUUAAUGUAUUCCCAUCGUUGGAACUUAUGGAUGUUGUACGGUGUGAACCCGCUGUUGGUAUUCUUGGAGCUGGACAACAGACGGAAAUGAAGUUGAUCUUUACUCCGAACAAGGCUGAAAUGUAUGAGGGUCAGGUAAACUUUUUGAUUUCUGAUGCUGACGAAUCACAGAAAUCCCACUCCGUUAGCACCAGCAGUAGCAGAAAAGAAGAAGAAGAGGACAGAAAAAUUAUUUCUUGUCCAUGUGUGGGUGAGGGAUUCCACGCUGUUGUUGAGGUGGAACCAGUAGCAAUAGAACAUGAAGGUCCUGCUUUGCAGAAGAAAACAUUUGAAUGGACUAUUUAUAACAGCAGUGUAUGUGAAGUAUUCUACGAGGUGCGUUGGCUCUCCAUAUCAGAUAAUGUGCGAUCACAUCAAGAUGAAGAAUCACCAGUUCAGUUAAGUAACAACAAGACUGGUGUUUUGGCAGCACGUUCCCAUACGGUUGUACUUGUCACGCUUCAACCCCAUUCUGGUGUUUCCAAAUACAUUUUAUAUAUACUUGUAGGAGGUAGUGGUGUAAAAUUAAAUACAAUUCCACACCCUACAAGUCUGCAUGAAAUACGUCAACACCCACACUGUGAAGUUCGUUUGAAGGGUACAAGACCAGCUGUUCAAAUAACGGAUGUUCGUUCACUACAACAACAUCGAUCUCAAUUAUGGUGUCAAUUAGCUAUUAACAGUGUUAAUGCUGUUCUCGCUGCACCUGUACAGGCGAUUGAUUUGGAGAGUGAUUCAUUUGCUUUUAAACAGUAUGUUAAAGGUCUUGAACCUAUUUUUAUGGAUGUUGGUGUAGGUACCAUAUUGGAUUCAAAGAAGGAAAUUAUACUUCGUGUUGAAAAUGCAGGAAUGUGUGCAGCUUCCUUUAAGUUUUGGUACCCUACAGAACAUGAAGGUGGGAAUGAGACUUGGUUCAUUGAGGAUGAAGAACUGGAGGAUAUUCAACGCAUACUUUCAGAUCAGUUACUAGAGAUAACACCACGUGAAGGGACUAUUCCUGUAGGAUCACAUAAGGUAAUCACCAUCACAUACCGUCACAGUACUGUUGGAGCACACAUUCUACCUGUACUCCUCCGUCUGAGCGAGGGAAAAAAAGCUCUUCUAGUUUUGGAGGGUCGUACGGUUUUACCAGAUGCCAAUGCAUUGGCUUUUCAUCAUCCUUAUAUUUACAAUCUUCACCCUGUUGCCCUUGGCGAUGUGGAGCCACCACUACAAACUAUAACCCUGAGAAACACAGCUUCACGAGAGGUUGAAUAUGUUGUACAUGAGGAUUUAUUAAGAAUGGUGGCGGAGAAAAAUUGUGGUUUCCCAGUAUUUCAGUGUUUAAAUCCUACAGGUAAAAUUUUAGCAGGUGAAUCAGUACAACUUAAAUUUUACUUUCGUCCUUUAGAAGCACGUGAGUAUCACAUUGAUGUAGCACUAUGGACAGUGGAUGGUGAGGAGUAUGAUGUACAAUUUCACGGUAUUGGUUAUCAUCCAAAGAAGAAUUCCGCAGAAUCUAUACGGCAUAUGAUUAAUAAUGCCUUCUUAUCUAUUCCUAUCUCACCUACACUACGUCUUCCUCUUGAUAAAUGUCCUGUUGCUCUUUCUAUGGAUGUCAUACGUGUUGGGGCAGCCCCUUGUUUUUCUUUGCAUCGUCGCAUAUGCUAUUUGGAAAAUAGACACAAUCGUCAUACUUACUCUUUUGUUUGGCAGACUUCUUUAGAACCUGGAAGUUCAACAUUAGAGGUUUCACCUAACCGUGGUGUGCUAAGACCUGGUCAACGAAUCCGCUGUCAUUUUGCAAUGUAUUGUGGUAGUUUGAAUCAAGUUUUGGAAACUUCUGUAUUCUGCCAUAUUCAUAAUGAGACUCUAGCUUCCGGAAGUGUUUCUACUACUAUUAAUACUGCUGGAGGAGCUCAGAAAUCAAGGAUUGGUAAUGCUGCUAUAAUGCAAGAUAAUACAUCCGAUACAAAAUCAACAGAAGAAAAUUUAUUGAAUGAUCCUCUACUGGAUACUAAACCAUCCUUAUCUAAUCAAGGUUUUGUACGUUCUACCUGUACAAAGUUACGACCUUUGGGAUCGAAUAAAAAUCGUUUGCCUGUAACAAGUAUUCCACCUGAGUUUCAGAGUCUGCGUGUUUUGGCAGCUUCUACGGCAUCUCAUGUAUUGACUUCUCAGCAAACGUUUGUAGAAGAAGGUCCUGUUAUAGAUCAUGCUCUUGAGUUCUUUGUUCAAGCGAGAAUCAUGUCUAUAGAGUCAUAUGAACGGCUUUACGGCAAACAAGCCUUACAACAAAUGUACUUCCCCAUGCUUUGUCAAAACUUUGUUGAUCCCACUUCCCUCCAUUUAAUACAAAAGAAGGGAGAGAAAAAGCGUACGAGGUAUACUGCUGAAGAAGCAGUAGUGGCGUUGGAAGUCUUGGAUGGACUCUUACGCGCAGUUAUUGCUCGACCGCAGGUACAUGCGGCCUUCACAGAACCCAUCGUGGAAGAGGCUCCAUACUAUAGGGAAAUGAUUCUUACAACUACUAAACCUGCCUCUUCUUAUUCUUCUACUUCUCCAUCUACUGCACAAUGGAAUAAGUCACCAUCUGAACACAUCUCUUCUUCUGCAGUUGAGCUAACAAAGACAAGUACGAAGACAGCUACUUCCUCGCAAUCACCACUACCAAUGUUAUCAUCAUCACCAGGACCUUCUGUAUCUUCUGAGACGUAUGUAUCAUCUGCGUCCUUAACAAAACGAUGUGAUGGAGCUGUGUUAAACAUAGUGGAAGAGUUGCUAGCGGAUGUUACUGUUCAUGUUCUUGACGCCAUCGCGGGAGAGCUGGAGUAUUCUCAGACGGAGGUGAGCAAGGGAGUGAAGAACAACUAG